Molecule: messenger RNA, 507 nt
Organism: Penicillium angulare
Lineage: Eukaryota; Fungi; Ascomycota; Eurotiomycetes; Eurotiales; Aspergillaceae
Exons: 1
Coding region: 1-507 (168 amino acids)
Source: RefSeq, a predicted model, not a curated record
AUGAACAAUCCAGGCCCCACCUCUCUCCCACCAACAACCAUCCACAGCUCUCAAAGCAUUAGCCAAUCUGCUGCGCAUGACUUCCUCGCUGCAUACCUUACUCGUGCAGCCACAGACCCAGCUCUGCAACCUAAUGCCAGCAUUAACGAGCAUGGCCCCAUCUCCCGUACCACCGCCGCAGCACCUAACCUCAUUCUCCACAAUCUGAAGCGUGUGCAAGCUGGUCUGGCUGGUGAAGUCCUGGGUCAAGAUUUGACUGUCGCGAAGUCGAACCCUGGUGAGGAGUACUUGGACGUUCCUGCUGCCAGUGGCGGUCAGACCGCAGAAGGCGAAGGAGAUAACGAUCUUGAGAUGAAGGAGCCCGGGUUUGAGACGGAGGCGGAAGCUUUUGAACAGCAAGAAUACUCGUCGGCCGCUGUUGAUAAGGAAGAGAGGAAGAAGUUGAAGAAACAGAGACGAGUUGCGGAGAAGAAGGCUAAGGCGCAGAAGGUGGAUGAGUCGGAUUGA